Messenger RNA from Spinacia oleracea (spinach), 611 nucleotides. RefSeq lists its product as uncharacterized. The coding region runs from base 164 to 346 and encodes 60 amino acids. NCBI's taxonomy places the organism in Eukaryota, Viridiplantae, Streptophyta, Magnoliopsida, Caryophyllales, Amaranthaceae. The record is from RefSeq and is a predicted model, not a curated record. The transcript has 3 exons.
ACAAACAUUUCUUUGAUUCUUUCACCCAUCGACCAUCCCCUUUUCGCUUUCUCUCUCCUUCAAAAAUUAACGAUUUAGGGUUUUACCUGCAAAUUCUCUCUCUUCGAUUUCCGGAAGAUCUUCCUCUUUCUCACUUUCUCGCUUUCAGAUCGAAGGAAGAUCAAUGGCGCCAUCACUUCCUCAGUUCUACAGUGGCACUAGCACUCUCGCAUUGGUAGCUCGUGCUUCAGCUUUCACCGCUGGAUUGGUCUAUGGCAACAUGAAGCUCAAAGUUCUUAAGAUGAAUGCCAAGUCACAUAAGAAAACUGAAGCUAAGGUCGAGGCUCAGGCAGAAGCCCAUCACUGAUAGUGAGUGGGGGUUAAAUCCUGGGGAAGGAUGCAUAAAAAAGCUCUCGUCAAUUUUUCACUUCACUGAGGCUUUUGUAGACUUUUGAUACUCAAUAGUUGUGCAUGUUCGUAUUUACAAAUUUUUGUGGCUAAAUGACCAUGACAUAAUAACAACAAAUUGGUUUUAGUUGUUCAAAUGAAAACAUCAUCAUGAGAUGAUUUUAUCUACCCUAAUUUUUUUUGAUUAAUAAAAUUUUGAUUUGCAUCAAGGCACUUUUGCUGCC